Messenger RNA from Prosopis cineraria, 1223 nucleotides. Its product is annotated as J domain-containing protein spf31. The coding region runs from base 207 to 953 and encodes 248 amino acids. The record is from RefSeq and is a predicted model, not a curated record. The transcript has 9 exons. Lineage: Eukaryota; Viridiplantae; Streptophyta; Magnoliopsida; Fabales; Fabaceae.
UCAGGGGGAAGCCUUGAGUGUACCGUCGUUUGUAGGUCCAGUAAAGCAGAUCUAUAUUGUCGCUUGAGAAGAGGUUCAAACGAUAGGGGAACGUGGUUUUUUCCUGACGAGUUUCUCUAUCGCUGAUGAUUACGAUCGGCGAAUUUGGUUUGUGAUGCAAAGCUGUUGAGAAUCUGAAUUCCUGAGAAGCGGAAAAGGGGACACAAAUGGGAGAGACAAACCAUGCCACCGAUGAGGACUUACUUCUCAAGAACUUCUUCGCCGAAGUUAGCGAAGUUGAGCGGGACAACGAAGUCGCUAGGAUUCUCUCUUGUUUUAAGCUGAACCCAUUUGAGCAUCUAAAUCUUCCAUUUGAUUCAUCACAUGAUGAUGUCAAAAAGCAGUACCGCAAGUUGUCAUUGAUGGUUCACCCUGAUAAAUGCAAGCAUCCACAAGCAAAGGAAGCCUUUGGAGCAUUAGCAAAAGCCCAGCAAUUGUUACUUGAUCAAAAUGAAAGAGAUUACCUUCUCAGCCAAGUUAAUUCAGCAAAAGAGGAGCUUAGAGCGAAGAGGAAGAAGCAAUUGAAGAAAGAUACUGCUUCAAAAAUUAAGUCUUUGGUAGAAGAGGGAAAAUAUGAUCAUCAAUAUGAACAAUCAGAGGAAUUCCAGCAGGAGCUUAAACUCAAGGUCCGUGAGCUAUUAACAGAACAAGAAUGGAGGAGAAGAAAAAUGCAAAUGAGGAUAUCAGAGGAGGAAGGCAGACUAAAACGGGAAGAAGAGGAACAGAAGGAGAUGUGGAAAAGAAAGCGUGAACAUGAGGAGCAGUGGGAAGGAACCAGGGAACAGAGGGUAUCCAGUUGGAGAGAUUUUAUGAAGGCCGGAAAGAAGGGUAAGAAAGGAGAGAUUCGCCCUCCAAAACUUAAGACUGAAGAUCCCAACAAAUCCUACGUUCAGAGGCCUGUGAAGCGCGGUUAGGCUCGUCAACUGUGUUCAAGAAUUUCAUAGGCAAUCCGAAUUGCUGGUAUUUAGAAGUUCAGGAGAAGUCGUCCAUGUAGGCAAUCCCUUGUAUCAAAAUCAAACUUGCAUAAAUGUUUGUUGUGGCGAUGAGAGGCAUCUUGAGCGUUGACCUCCUUAUCCGAGUGAAAAUAGCUACACCUAGCUGGCAACAUCAAUAUAUAUUGUUAAUGUCGAUGCUAGAGAGACAUCGGGACUUUGGUGCAUGGAAAAUAUCGCUGUUUGAUUGGA